GCCUCGCCCCGCCCUGUGCCAAGAUGGCGGCAGAAGCAGCUGGUGGCAAGUACAGGAGCACUGUCAGCAAAAGCAAAGACCCCUCGGGGCUGCUCAUCUCUGUGAUCAGGACCCUGUCCACCAGCGAUGACGUGGAAGACCGAGAAAAUGAGAAGGGGCGCCUCGAAGAAGCCUACGAGAAGUGUGACCGGGACCUGGAUGAGCUGAUCGUCCAGCACUACACCGAACUGACCACGGCCAUCCGCACGUACCAGAGCAUCACCGAGCGCAUCACCAACUCUCGGAACAAGAUCAAGCAGGUGAAGGAGAACCUGCUUUCGUGCAAGAUGCUGCUGCACUGCAAGCGGGACGAGCUCCGGAAGCUGUGGAUCGAGGGCAUCGAGCACAAGCACGUCCUGAACCUGCUGGAUGAAAUCGAGAACAUCAAGCAGGUGCCUCAGAAGCUGGAGCAGUGCAUGGCCAGCAAGCACUACCUCAGUGCCACCGACAUGCUGGUGUCAGCGGUCGAGUCUCUGGAGGGCCCCUUGCUUCAGGUGGAAGGGCUGAGUGACCUGCGGCUGGAGCUUCACAGCAAGAAGAUGAACCUCCACCUGGUGCUCAUAGACGAGCUGCACCGGCACCUGUACAUCAAGUCCACCAGCCGCGUCGUGCAGCGCAACAAGGAGAAAGGGAGAAUGAGCUCCCUGGUGAAAGAUGUCUCGCCUCUGAUUGACGUCACAAACCUGCCCACGUCUCGAACAUUCCUGGACGGGUCUCAGUUCUCUGCUUCCGGAAGCUCAAGUGCGCGGGAGGUAAACCUGCAGGACAUCAAGGAGGAUUCGGAACUGGACCCCGAGGAGAAUAGCACCCUCUUCAUGGGCAUCCUCACCAAGGGGCUGGCCAAGCUCAAGAAGAUCCCCGAGACCGUGAAGGCCAUCAAGGAGCGCCUCGAGCAGGAGCUGAAGCAGAUUGUGAAGAGGUCGACCACCCAGGUGGCAGACAGCGGCUACCAGAGGGGAGAGAACCUCACAUCAGAGAACCAGCCGCGGUUGCUUCUAGAACUGCUGGAGCUGCUGUUCGACAAAUUCAACGCCGUGGCCGCGGCCCACUCUGUGGUCCUGGGGUACCUGCAGGACGCCGUGGCGGCUGCCCCGACUCAGCAGGAGGACGUCAAGCUGUACGACAUGGCCGACGUGUGGGUGAAGAUCCAAGAUGUCCUGCAGAUGCUGUUGACCGAGUACUUGGACAUGAAAAAUACUCGUACUGCCUCUGAACCAUCAACUCAGCUAAGUUAUGCUAGCACUGGACGAGAAUUUGCAGCCUUUUUUGCCAAGAAGAAACCUCAACGGCCCAAAAAUUCUCUUUUCAAGUUCGAGUCCUCGUCGCAUGCCAUCAGCAUGAGCGCCUACUUGCGGGAGCAGCGGAGGGAGCUCUACAGCCGGAGCGGAGAACUUCAAGGGGGCCCAGAUGACAACUUAAUGGAAGGUGGAGGAACAAAGUUUGUCUGCAAACCUGGGGCCAGAAAUAUUACCGUUAUAUUUCAUCCAUUACUAAGAUUUAUUCAGGAGAUCGAGCACGCCCUGGGACUGGGGCCAGCCAAGCAGUGUCCUCUCCGAGAGUUUCUCACCGUCUACAUCAAAAACAUCUUCCUCAGUCAAGUCUUGGCAGAGAUCAACAAGGAGAUUGAAGGAGUCACGAAAACCUCUGACCCCUUGAAGAUCCUCGCUAAUGCAGACACCAUGAAGGUGUUGGGGGUCCAGCGGCCCCUCCUGCAGAGCACCAUCAUCGUGGAGAAGACAGUGCAGGACCUCAUGAACCUGAUGCACGACCUGAGCGCCUACUCAGAUCAGUUCCUCAACAUGGUGUGCGUGAAGCUCCAAGAGUAUACAGAUACCUGCACCAUGGCCUACAAGAGCAUUGUCCAAUCAGAAGAGAAGCUUGUCAUCAGCGCUUCUUGGGCGAAAGAUGACGAUAUCAGCAGACUUUUGAAAUCUCUACCCAAUUGGAUCAAUAUGGCUCAACCCAAACAGCUGAGGCCAAAGAGAGAAGAAGAAGAAGAUUUCAUAAGGGCAGCCUUUGGCAAGGAGUCGGAAGUUCUCAUUGGGAACCUGGGAGAUAAGUUAAUCCCGCCGCAGGACAUCCUCCGUGAUGUGAGUGACCUCAAAGCCUUGGCCAACAUGCACGAGAGCCUGGAAUGGCUAGCCGGUCGGACAAAGGCAGUGUUCUCUAGUCUUUCUUCAUCCCAGACGCUGUCUCCGGCUCAGGAAGGCCACAUGAGCAUGGACCUCCCCCCAGUGUCAGAGCAGAUCCUGCAGACGCUGAGCGAACUGGCCAGAUCUUUCCAGGAGAUGGCUGACCGCUGCCUGCUGGUCCUACAUCUGGAAGUCAGGGUUCACUGUUUCCACUAUCUCAUCCCUCUUGCAAAGGAGGGCAACUAUGCCAUCGUCGCCAACGUGGAGAGCAUGGACUACGAUCCCCUGGUGGUCAAGCUCAACAAAGACAUCAGCGCCAUCGAAGAGGCCAUGAGUGCCAGCCUGCAGCAGCACAAGUUCCAGUACAUAUUUGAAGGCCUGGGGCACCUCAUCUCCUGCAUCCUCAUCAACGGCGCCCAGUACUUCAGGCGCAUCAGUGAGUCUGGCAUCAAGAAAAUGUGCCGAAACAUCUUUGUCCUUCAGCAGAACCUGACCAACAUCACCAUGUCUCGGGAGGCCGACCUGGACUUUGCAAGGCAGUACUAUGAGAUGCUGUACAACACGGCCGACGAGCUGCUGAACCUGGUGGUGGACCAGGGCGUGAAGUACACGGAGCUGGAGUACAUCCACGCACUGACCUUGCUGCACCGCAGCCAGACAGGCGUGGGCGACCAGACCACCCAGAACAUGAGGCUGCAGCGGCUCAAGGAGAUCAUCUGCGAGCAGGCCGCCAUCAAGCAGGCCACCAAGGACAAGAAGAUAACCACGGUGUAAAGGGGCCUGCUGGGGGGGAGGGGAGGGGCGGGGCGGGGCAGUGACCGCAGCCUUCUUUCUUUAGCACACUCCUUCCUUUGGCCUGCUCUCAGCUGGCUUGGUUUCCUCUGUGGAUAAAGCGCAGGUGUCAGGAGUUUCCAUUUUUGACUUCAUCUCUGUGCUUCAGUGUUGGUGGGGGGGUGAGGUGGGGAGGGUGUCCCAAUACAGAAUGUUUGGGGGAUUGUUUGUUUGUGUUUGUUUUGAUGGACUGUAAUGUAGGCACUUCCAGGGGGGCGCUAGGUGGAUGGCGAGGCAAGUAUCCAAUUGUUGAUUAAAACACGAGUGACAAAUGUUUUGUUUCUUGGACCAGAGCUGUCGUACAGUGGGUAAGGCGCUUGCUUGCCUUGCAUGCAGCCAACCUGAGUGCAAUCCUCAGCAUCCCAUAUGGACUCGCCCCCCCCAGCACCGCCAGGAGAAAUUCCUGAGUGUAGAGCCAGGAGUAACUCCUGAGCAUCACCGGGUGUGGCCCAAAAAGUCAAGAGGGAAAAAAAAAUUGUUUUGUUUCUCAUUCUACGAUCUUUUGGAAAGUAGGUUGUUGCUUAAGCUGCUGCCCUUCCCGCAGCCACUCCCUACGGUUCUGUUGUAUAAACAAGAGGGUUUCUUUAUUCUGUGUCUUGACAAGGUAGGGAAAUAAGGGAAGGUGCCUCGACUUCCAUCUCUAUUGCCAAGUCAAAGCAGUGGCUUCUCAGCUGGCUUUUUGUUGUCAAGACUUUUUUAACAAGACAGGAUGUAAUAUUCUUUUUCUCCAUCCUGGCAAAACUUCGUAUGCAGUAACUUGUGCACAAGUCGCUGGUUGGUUUAUUGCCAUUUUUUCUCCCCAUGCAAAAUCAAAAGCCAUGAAAUUAGUGAAAGAAAAGUGGAAGCAUGCAGGAUGAUUCGACCUUCCUCUAGAUCUAGAUCGUCCCUCCUUACUUUCCAGGGGAAAGAAAGGGUGAUGAGGGAACAUUGGAUCCCACGUGAAAGUGACCGAUGAUUAUGUAGAGGUCUUUCUCGCCUUGGAGAGUAGCUCCCCCAUGCUUGACUAAAGGGGGAGACCAGGGCACAGUCUUUCCAACCUCCUCCGUAUGUGCCCCAUUUCUCACUUCCUCCCUGGGGUUGUGGGCACUCCCCGCUCCUGGCCGUCUGGGCCCCACUCCCCCCAGACCACCAUGCUUUCUUACCACCCACAGUUGAUAUGUCAUGGAAGGAAGCAGUGCACUGACAAGGAUGUGGGCUGGGCUGUCAAGGACCUCCCCCCGCCUCGCCCAGGAAGGAGAGCUAGAAGCAAGACCACCACUGUCACGUCUUAAUGCUAUGAUGGCUGAGAAUUUGUCAAUGAUUUGUACGGCCUUUGUCUUGUUGGGAAAAGCAAAUAAAUAAAUAAAUAAAUGAAUGAAUAAAUAAAAUGUUUGGAAAAGCUAAAA
Molecule: messenger RNA, 4387 nt
Organism: Sorex araneus (European shrew)
Lineage: Eukaryota; Metazoa; Chordata; Mammalia; Eulipotyphla; Soricidae
Gene: EXOC4
Product: exocyst complex component 4
Exons: 18
Coding region: 24-2945 (973 amino acids)
Biological process (GO): exocytosis; chemical synaptic transmission; Golgi to plasma membrane transport
Cellular component (GO): synapse; growth cone membrane; exocyst
Source: RefSeq, a predicted model, not a curated record